ACGUAUACACAUCAGAUUUAAGAAAUUUUAUGAGGCGUUCAUUAGUUAUAACCAAAGCAAGCAUAAUAUGCUUUAAAUUACACCGAAUUGUACAAACUAUCUAAAUCUGCCGUCAGUUAUUGGGUCAAUCUGCGUAAAUAACUAUGUAUGGACCAAUGAGCCUGUGUUCAAUUGUACGUAGCCAUUUGCCAUCCUUGAAUUUAAAAAGUAUUAGAUGAGCUUUAUCGAUUUUUAGUUGAUUGUUUGCACGUGAAUAAAUUCAGGUGCAGAAUGUCAUCGGACCCGUUACGCUGGGGUUUCUGCUGUGCUGGUAGAAUAGCCAGUGAUUUCUCGUUAGCAAUGGAUAAUGUUCUGUCAAAUGGACACCACAAAGUAGCCGUGGCAGCGCGUGAUAGUUCCAAAGCAGAAGAAUUUGCUAAAUCACAUAAUUUUGGCAGAUCUUAUGGUAGUUAUGAAGAGCUUGCUGAGGAUAGUGAAGUAGAAAUAGUAUAUGUAUCCUCCUUGCAUCCGCAACACUACGAAUUAUGUCGAUUGUUUUUGGAAAAUGGGAAAAAUGUUUUGUGUGAGAAACCACUUACGAUGCAGUUGAAACAUACAGAAGAUUUAGUGGCGUUGGCCAGGGAGAAAAAAUUGUUCUUCAUGGAAGGAUUCUGGUCGAGGUUCUUCUCUGUUUAUGAAAGUGUGAAACGGCAUAUUGAAAAUGGAGAUAUAGGUGAAGUGAAGCAAAUACAUGCUCAUGUCCACUCAGCCAAUCCCAUUGAGAGGAUGACAAAGGCAGACUUGGGCGGCAGUGUGUGGUUCGGUGUUGGAGUAUACACUCUCAAUCUGGUCGACUUCAUUUACAACUCCUGUCCACUUGAAGUGUCCUGCCAUGCUCAUCAUUUUGCUCCAAAAGUGGACCAAGAUGUAGCGGUGUGUCUCAAGUACGGCGGAGGGAGGCUUGCUCUACUAUCAUCGUCAAUGACAAGCGUGAGACCAAAUAAUGCUUUAAUAUGCGGAACUGAUGGGUAUAUAGAGAUCAAAAGUAGACUUGUAUGUCCACUAGAAUACGAGAUAUUCAAAAAGGGAGACACUGAAACGACUCGUCAUUCGUUCGAUCUAACCAAAUUUAGAGAGAAGGAAUACUUUUAUGGAAACUGCGCGGGGUUUUGUUACCAGAUAGAACAUAUCAGAAAAUGUCUGCGAUACUUGAAAGUGACUGAAAGUCCAGUUAUGACUUUAGACUCUUCUUUGAGAAUGGCUAGAAUCACCGAUACAGUGGUGAAGCAAAUUUCUGGAUCCUUUGAGGGCUAAUCUAGUGAAUUGGCGUUCCAGUUGGUGCUGCUAAGAUCAGAAGUUCAAGUACCGUGUCUAUUGAAUAUCAGAUAUUGUUAUUGAGAUAUUGCUGUUGAUAUAUUCCAGAUAUUGUUAUUGAGAUAUGCCAGUUAUUAUUUU
Messenger RNA from Symsagittifera roscoffensis, 1434 nucleotides. RefSeq names its product trans-1,2-dihydrobenzene-1,2-diol dehydrogenase-like. Gene Ontology annotation, molecular function: nucleotide binding. The transcript is spliced from 3 exons. The coding region runs from base 271 to 1293 and encodes 340 amino acids. NCBI's taxonomy places the organism in Eukaryota, Metazoa, Xenacoelomorpha, Acoela, Convolutidae. The record is from RefSeq and is a predicted model, not a curated record.